Molecule: messenger RNA, 1383 nt
Organism: Sphaerulina musiva SO2202
Lineage: Eukaryota; Fungi; Ascomycota; Dothideomycetes; Mycosphaerellales; Mycosphaerellaceae
Exons: 4
Coding region: 81-368 (95 amino acids)
Source: RefSeq, a predicted model, not a curated record
GUUUCUUUCAAUUACAGUCUCAAAACACAAGACAUCAUCAUUAUACAGAGGAAAAUAAAGAAAUAAAAAAGAAAUAAAAAAUGUCCUCCUACUUCGGCGACGUGCCAGGAAACAUGGCCAAAGCAUUAAAAGGACAAGGAGGCGGUUUACAAGCAUCCUCCACCGCAGUGGGAGAUAUGAUUACAGAGGAAACGCAGUCGAGAGGACAGAAACAGGCACAGGCUGCGAGUGAGAGUUUGAAUCGGAUGAGUUCGGGAGAUAAACGAUCAGGGGACACAGUGGGAGGAACGGGGAUUACAGCGCAAGAUCAAGUUGCGAAUCAACAGACGGGUUCUGCGGAUCAUUUGGGCAUGGCGUUCAAGAAAUGAAAGAGACUGACUGGUCGCUGUUGCUUUCUCUCUCGCUUUCUCUCCUCAUGACCGACAGAGGUGUAAUGCGCAAGUAGAAGGCGUGGUUGCUUUUCUACAGAACGAACUUACAUCACCGAUGCGUCCAUUCAGCUUUCUUCUUCUCGGCAAAAGCCUUCAUCCCAAUUUUCUGGUCCUGACUUCCAAAUAAGCCGUGGAAUACUCUCCUUUCAUAUUCCACUCCCUCUCGAAUCCCCAGAUCUUGACUCUUAUUCACAACCUCCUUACAUGCCUUGACAGCAAUCUUACUAUACCCCGCAAUCAUCUCCGCAGUAGCCAGCGCCCCUUCGACACACUCCUCGGGCGUCGCAAACACCCUCGCAGCCAAACCCCACUCAUACGCUUCCCUCCCACUGAAACUCUUGCCUGUCAAGAUCAAUUCCAUCGCCCUCGAUUUCCCAAUCGCCCUCGUCAACCUCUGACUCCCUCCCGCACCUGGUAUCACGCCCAACUUGAUCUCGGGUUGUCCAAAAUUCGCCUUUUCCGAACAGUACAGAAUGUCCGCCAUCAUUGCCAACUCACAGCCUCCUCCCAACGCAUGCCCAUUCACGGCAGAAAUGACGGGUUUCUUGAUCGUGGCAGGCAGUUCGGACCAGGACUCGAUGAAGUCGUCUCCGUAGGCGUCGGAGAAGGUUUUGGUGGACAUUUCUUUAAUGUCGGCGCCUGCUGCAAAGGCUUUGUGGGAGCCGGUAAGGACUAUGGCGCCGAUGGUAGAGUCGUGGUCGAAGGACUUGAGGGCUGAGUUGAGUUCGAGGAUGAGGGGGGUGAACAAGGCGUUGAGGGCUUUGGGGCGGUGGAGUUCGACCAGGCCGACACCUGCUCGAGGCGUGGAUACUUUGAUGUGUUCAUAUGUUGUUUCGGUUGCGCUGGAAUAGGUUCGUAUGCGCAAUGGCUGCAUGAAGCGGCCGAAUUGGGUGGCACUGGGCCUGAGUUUGGAUGCCAGCAUCGUUGUGGUGGUGGUGGAGAGGGCGGAGGU